AUGUUGGAGACUUAUCGAACCUGGCGCAAAUCCAGAAAGUGGCCUGUGAAGGUGAUCAUCCACAUGUUUGACCUGGCUAUAGUAAACUCUUGGUUUGAGUAUCGUGCUGACUGUAAAGCAAAUAAUCGGAAAUCUAAACACAUCUUAGAUUUGCUGGCAUUCCGAUUGUCUAUUAGUGACCACCUUCUGAAUGGCCCUCCAAGAAAAAGACCAAGGGAAGAUCUGGAAUUUGCUGAUAUGCCUACCUCUUCUAAAUAUAGAGUGAAGUCUCUUCCCACGAUCGACCGACAGUACGACGGAUUUAACCACUGGCCAAUAUUCGACACUCUGAAGCAGCCUCGUUGCUGUCGUGCUCCUGGCUGCACUAGUCGAAGUCGCUGUCGCUGCUCAAAGUGCGACAUCUACUUGUGCCUUAACAAAGACCGAAAUUGUUUUUUCGAUUUUCACAACAAAGACUGA
Messenger RNA from Arctia plantaginis, 459 nucleotides. The record is from the annotation of a GenBank genome assembly. Lineage: Eukaryota; Metazoa; Arthropoda; Insecta; Lepidoptera; Erebidae.